AUGUUUGCCAUGAAUUCCGCGCCACUUUUAUUAUUUUCAGCUAGCUCCUCAUGCAUGUCAUGCAAACAUGGCAGAUCUUAAAGAAGUCGGUCCGUCAGAAGCUACUACCAGCAGUACCAAAACAACUCCGACUCCUGCAUCCUACAGCAGGGAUGAACUGCCAGAUCUACUCCCUGUGUACUACAAACGUCUUUUUCCGUACAACCAGUAUUACCGAUGGCUAAACUAUGGCGGCCUGCCCAAGACCUACUUUACAAACCGUGAGUUUUCGUUCACACUGAAAGAUGACAUCUACAUACGAUAUCAAUCGUUUGCUGAUCAGAGCGAGAUGGAGAAGGAGAUCCAGAAACGCUGUCCAUACAAGAUUGACAUUGGGGCAGUCUUCACUCACAGGCCCAAGGACCAUAGGACAGUGAAGGCGUCAUCUUUUCAAGCCCAGGAGAAGGAGCUUGUGUUUGAUAUCGACAUGACUGACUAUGAUGAUGUCAGAUCCUGCUGUCAAGGAGCAGAUAUUUGUGAGAAAUGUUGGCCUCUGAUGAAGAUUGCCGUCCGUGUUGUUGACAGAGCAUUACAAGAUGACUUUGGUUUUGACCAUCGUUUGUGGGUUUACUCCGGCCGGCGUGGGGUUCAUUGCUGGGUCGCUGAUGACGCCGCUCGUAAGCUAUCCCAGAAUGCACGGUCGGCCAUCGCUGAAUAUCUCAGCAUUGUCAAGGGAGGGGAAAAUCAGGUGAAGAAAGUCAACCUACCAGAACACCUACAUCCAUCCAUAGAACAAGCAAGACGGGUCAUCAACCAUUACUUUGAGGACUACACAUUUGAGAAGCAAGGCCUUCUGGGAGACAAGGCAUCAUGGGAUCAAGUCCUGGCUAUCGUUCCUGACAGCAAUCUGAGGAAGCUCCUAGCCGACCAGAUGGAAAAGGCCAAGACACCAGCUGACAGAUGGGACCGGUUAGAGCGCUGCAUCAAGGGUGAAGUCAGCAAAGGAAAUGUGAAGAAGUGUCUGCACCUGGCCACAGAGAUCAAAUUCCAGUACUGCUACCCCAGGCUGGACGUCAACGUCAGUAAAGGCCUCAAUCAUUUACUCAAGAGCCCCUUCUGUGUCCAUCCUAAGACCGGUCGUGUCUGCGUGCCGUUUAGUGCCAGGGAUGUUGACGACUUUGAUCCUCUGACUGUGCCAGACAUCAGUCAGCUGUGCCGUGAGAUUGAUGAAUUUGAUCGGAGGCAGAAAGCAGCCACCGACGAAAAUGAGCCACCAACAAAGAAGAGAAUAAAAGACUACAAGAAGACCAGUAUGCUUCAGAGUGUCCAAGUAUUUGAGGAGUUUGUCUCAGGCUUGGAGAAGAUGUGGAAAGGCAAACUGAUUGAACAAAGUGAUAUCAAGAAAGAAUUUUGAACAUUCAAUUCGACGCUGCUGAGAUGAAGAUGAGAAACCAAUCACCAUGGCAACUGGCUGUCAUGGCAACAGACUGCCAAAGCAAUACAGCCAUUAUUGGCAUGACAUCAACCUAAGACAAUAGGGCCAAAUAUCAACACUUUACCUAACAGCAAAGAGACCGCUCACUUUUGCACAAUGUAAAUAUUGCUCUGACUCGUCAGCUUCAAGCUAUUACUGUUUACAACUAUCUCUUCAAGUGCAAAAGAAAUACGACACAAAGAAACAGAUCUAAGCUGCAUUAGUUAAUUUGGCUUGUUUCAAACGGCAACUGAAAUAAUCUACAUCAUAGCAUUUACAUAAUUCCUCUGUCGUUAAUUUCCUUUAAAUUCAAGUUUGUUUUUUUCUUCAUUUUUAUCCUGAAAAUAAGGCCACAUCAUGACUUCAGACAACAUAUCAAAGUACAUUGGCUUGGUAUUAUUAUUAUCACAUUGUGGCAACAUUUCUACAUUUUAUCUGUACAGAAAUUCUCGGCAAGCCUUAGUAAUAGGCUGUGCACUUGGCACUUGAGAAAUAGAGUUUUGUACACAGUGAAACAUACUUGUAUUAAAAAAAUGUUUAAUACAAUGACUUGUAUUAAUGUAAUUGAAAAGGUCAAGUAUGUCAUUUAAAUUGAGUCUAUAGCACACAGUGGUGUUAAUCCUAAAACAAAUUAAAAGUUCUUAGGAUCAUUUGCAACUGAACUCAAACCACAUUGUUGUAGAAAUCUAUAUUUAUGAAGUAAAGAUUGACGUGCUACAAAAACACUGAAAAAUUUUUCCGUCCGGCUUGACCAGGCUCCAGAUAGUGCCCAUUUAAGUCUGAUAACCCAUAUGCAAAUGGAAUUAAAAAGUAGCACUUCUUGGGCAUGUUUCAAUUGGGCUUGGAAUGCACGGCCAAGUCGGCUUACAUUCAGCAAAACUUCAACAGAUUUCACAAAAGAAAAGGAACAAAACAUAUAUACAUGGUUGUAAACCACUUUCUUAAAAAGUUUAGUAUCCACUUUACUGUAACUUAAACUGGUUACAUAAAAACAACAUCCAGCGUGUUUGAUUUUAAAGGUUUCUGUGAAAAAAAUGAAAUCAUCAAUGAUCUUAUAGCUUAUAAUCCUUUGGUUAAAAGUACCUGUACAUGUAUAUAAUACAAGGAUCCAAUACAUGUAUAUGUUAUUUGUAAUAAUCCUUCGUACACUGAACUGCCCAAAAUUACCCGCCCACUCUUCGCUGGUCCGCCCAAAAUCUUGAGUGAUACAGCUGAUGGCAGCUAUGGAAUGGCCUGGUGAUUUUGGGUAG
Messenger RNA from Patiria miniata (bat star), 2703 nucleotides. It is a transcript of the gene prim1, whose product is annotated as DNA primase small subunit-like. Gene Ontology annotation, biological process: DNA replication, synthesis of primer. Bases 68 to 1393 code for a protein of 441 amino acids. The record is from RefSeq and is a predicted model, not a curated record. Gene Ontology annotation, cellular component: alpha DNA polymerase:primase complex. Lineage: Eukaryota; Metazoa; Echinodermata; Asteroidea; Valvatida; Asterinidae. The transcript has 12 exons.